Molecule: messenger RNA, 414 nt
Organism: Cladocopium goreaui
Lineage: Eukaryota; Dinophyceae; Suessiales; Symbiodiniaceae
Source: the annotation of a GenBank genome assembly
AUGGUUUGGCAGGAAGCAUUGCGCUUCCACCCAACCGUUAUCCAUUUUGGUCGGCAGGCAGAGGUUGACACUACCUUGGGAGGAAAGUACAAGCUGCCUGCUGGCAGCAUUGUCACCAUUUCCCACUGCAUGCUGACGCACAGUGAGGAGAUUUGGGGACCAGAUGUCAUGAGUUUUUCUCCUGAAAGGAUGGAAAAGGGCUAUCCGGAGAUGCACAUGCCUUUUGGCUUCGGCGGCAGGACUUGCAUUGGGAAAAGGCUUGCCUAUGUAGAGGGCGUCUAUUUGCUGGCCUUCCUGGUGAAGAACUUCAGACUGAGGGUUGGAGGAGACGCCCCGGUUCCUACACCCUACGUCACAAUCACCCACAGCGCAAAGGAAGGAAUCCAACUAAUGAUGUCCCGACGAUCGGAUUGA